UUUUUUGAUAUUACAUCUUAAAAAUAAAAAUUUUGGCUUUCAAAACUUAAUUUAUUAUAUUUAAUAAAAAAGACUAAUUCUCUAAAUUUUUAAAAAUAUUUUUUUAAAUUUCGGAAAAUAUUGGAAAUAUUCAAUGUCAUUGGUAAAAUUGUUUUUACAAGUUUUAAUCGCGUCAUGGACAUUUGAACACGGGUCGAACUCGGUUUCAAGACCUAACGGGGUCAAAACAUUCGAUUCGAAACUAGCCGCCGCGAAUGACCAAUUCGCUUUAGACUUAUUGAAGACUAUCCUUGCGACGAAGGCGGGCGAUAAAAAUGUGAUAUUCUCUCCUUUUAACAUUGUCCAAGUGCUCUCCGUGAUUCUCUUGGGAUCCAGGGCUGAUACCUUCUCCCAAUUAGCUCGAGGUCUGCACUACAACGAAACCGUGAUCAAAGGUUUGACCGAGGGUAACCAAGAUCUGAUUCACAAAACCUUAGCUGACGUGACGCGGGCCCUAAUAGCGGCUCCUAACGUUACCUUAGAGAUUUCGAACGCUCUGUAUUCGGAUAAGAAUUUUCUAGCCAAUCCCACCUUCACCCAAUCUCUGGCCAAUAUUUACAAAUCGGUGCUCUACAAAAAUUUGGAUCUAGCUCACGAUUCUCGAAAUUCUGAAAUGGCCAUUAAUAAGGACAUUUCUAAAGCUACCAAAGGUAAAAUCGAAAAUUUACUGCCGACAGGUUCGUUAGGCGAAGAUACGAAGAUGGUGGUCACGAGUGCCAUCUAUUUCAAAGGCGAUUGGAAGGAUAAAUUCGAUGACAAUAACUCGGUAAUAGAACCCUUCUAUCUGGACGACGGUAAAGUGAUUGACACGCUCAUGAUGAAAGAUUUUAGGAAAGUACAUUAUGGGAGGUUCGAGCUUCCUUCCGAAUAUGUCGACAGUCCCACCAUGAAACACCCCCAGUUGGUAGAAACGCUGAGAUUGGAUUACGCUAACGAAAAUUUGGCCAUGUACAUUAUAUUACCGGAACGCAACGGGCUCAAAUUCUUGGUGGAAGAUUUAAGCUGGGAGCUAUUGCAGAGUCUGACCAAAAUGUACCCGCAAAAGACUUACAUAACCCUACCAGUCUUCAAAGUAGAUUACGAGCUGGAACUAAAAGAAACGCUGAUGAAAUUGAACAUAAACGACCUAUUCGACGCAACUAAAGCUGACCUCCGCAAAAUGGCUGCUAAUCAAGAACUCCUGAAGAAUAGUUCCCAAAGGCUCUGUUUGAAUAAUGUUUAUCACAAGGCCCAAAUAGAAGUCAACGAAAAGGGAAGUCAAGCCUCCGCGGCCACUGGCGCGGUUAUAAGCGCCAAGGCUAUAUUCCUGCCUCAAAAUUUUACCGCUAACCGACCUUUCCUAUAUUUCAUUGCUGACCGAAGAGAUUUAAACAUACUUUUUAUGGGAACAUUUAUCACACCUCCAUCUCCACUCCCUCUUUGUGAAAUCAUGUUAAUAGCAUUCUUGGUUAUCCUUAACGUGUACCUCAUUUGCGCCUCUAUUCCUGCUGUAAAUAGUACUUUGGAAUCAACGCAACUAGGAGAGGUUAACCAAAAAUUAACUUUUCAAUUGCUAAAAUCUCUCCAUGACAAAUAUGCUGGCCACAAAAAUGAUAUUCCGAUAACGAAUCAAAGGAAUAUUAUAUUUUCGCCUUUUAACAUUGGCCGUGCACUGACCGUUUUAAUGUUGGCGGUUGGAGGCCAAACAUACAAGGAGUUGUUUAACACUCUACAUUAUGGAGACAUACUUCAGGGAUCCUCUGGAAUAACUGCUAAAAAUCAGGAAAUUCUACAUUCCGCUGUUCAAAAAGUUACUCAAACUCUAAAAAGCUACCAAAACGUAACCAUAGAGAUAUCUAACGGAAUAUAUCCGAAUGAAAAAUUUAAAGUUGAUCCAAUAUUUGUUCAAAAAGUGUCUAAAUACUAUGAAACCCGUGUGCAAGUUCUAAAUUACGAAUCUCAAGCUGAUGCAGCGGUUGUGACAAUCAAUUCUGAUGUUUCAAAGUCUACUAAAGGUUUAAUCAAAGAUUUAUUACCUCCCGGGUCUCUUAAUUCAGAAACCAAAUUUGUCAUGGUGGAUACUAUCUACUUUAAAAGUAAUUGGGGAAUUCCUUUUAAACCAGAACUAACUUCUGUAAAGGCCUUCACGAGAGAUGACGGAAAACGCGAAAAGGUAAAAAUGAUGCAUGGUACUAUUAAGGCUCAAUAUGGCGAAACGCAACUGAAGAAAAUUGAUGGCAAACCAAGUUCCACGCCAGACCAAAAGAUCAAAAUUCUCAGAAUUCAGUAUGCCAAUCCCAAUUUGGCCAUGUUCUUUGUACUUCCGGAACAAAAAGGAUUGCCGAAUUUGAUCAAAGUGCUAUCCUUUGAAUCCCUAGCUUCACUAAUAAAAACUGCAAAGGAAACUUUGGUAGACAUUACUUUGCCAAUAUUUAAAACAAGCUUCGAUGUCAAACUUCCUGAGACUCUGAAAAAGCUCGGUCUUAGAAAUAUAUUCGAAGGAUCGGCAGAUUUUUCCGGCUUAACAGUAUCCGAUAAAUCUUCCGGAUUGUGCAUUAGCGAAAUAUUACACAAGGCGGUCAUUGAAGUUAACGAAAAAGGAACAGAGGCGGCAGCUGCCACUGGUGUGGUUGCGGGAUUGACGUCUAUGCGUAUUACUGAAAGUUUUACGGCAGACAGACCCUUCCUCUAUUUUAUACAAGAUCUUACAAAUGGACAUAUCUUGUUUAUCGGAACUUAUAUAAAAGUUCAAUGAUAGAUAACACAUCUCGCCAAAAAACUAAAUCUAUUAAAUUUAUUUAACUUCUAGCUUAUUUUGUCAAACAAGAAAGUUUUACUUUUUUUAAAAUAUAAAUUUAUAUAUGCACUUUUGUCAAUAAUAAAGUAAAAA
Molecule: messenger RNA, 2908 nt
Organism: Gordionus sp. m RMFG-2023
Lineage: Eukaryota; Metazoa; Nematomorpha; Gordioida; Chordodea; Parachordodidae
Exons: 7
Coding region: 134-2773 (879 amino acids)
Molecular function (GO): serine-type endopeptidase inhibitor activity
Source: RefSeq, a predicted model, not a curated record